AUGUCCGUGUACGCCAUGGGCCAUGGUUGGACGGGUGCCUUGGGAACGGGUCGAUUUGACGAUCACAUCAAAGGGCAUGACGACGAAGAAGAUCCAGAUCCUCCAACCUUGCUGUACAAAGGGGAUGUCUUGUCGGCUGCAGCUGGUUGGGGCCACACAGCGCUGGUGACCAAUGAGUCCAAUGGACGUCAGAGACUGCUCAUGUGUGGAAGACCGCAUGAUUUGCAAGCGAUUCUCAGACUCAAUCGAUUUCCAGCUUGGCUCAGACACAAAGCAGUCCACUAUUCACAUUCUUACAAGGAAGACGAACGAUCUAUCAACGUCACUGCCUUGGCUGGCAGAUUCAUACAGUGGGCACUCAAUGAACAAACACAAAGACAAAUUGAGCAAGAUCCAACCAUGAGAUUAUGGGAAUUGGCAAAAACAUACUCCAUUCUCAGUGAAUUGGAAGAAGUCGAAAUGCCCAAUUAUGAUGCUCCUCUAUCCGUGGUGGCCAGUGCCGGACUCACUGCUGUUCUAGGCCAAGUGGGGGGCACCCUAUAUACCAUGGGACUCAACAAUCGAGGACAGUGUGGCAUUGGAUAUUCCUCAAACAAUGUAUGGGUUCCACAACAAGUCAUGGGCCUCAGUGAUGAUUAUGCUACCCAUGGACGAGAAUACCUUUAUCAAGCCUUUCCCGUCUCACAAGUUGCACUCGGCUUGCAACACGGGUAUGCUCUCUGCAGUCAGGGAAACCUAUAUUCCUGGGGCAAGGCAGAACGCUGCCAAUUAGGACAAGCAGAUGCCAGUGAAGCAGCACAAGAUGGAUCACAGGUUGAUUAUGCACGGCAUGUAAAAAAGGCAUACGAGCUAGACUCGGAAGAACGACCUGAUUGGUUCUUCUUUCCUCGAGUCGUCCAAAUAGCAUCAGGAUUUCAGCACGGCGCAGCAUUGACAGAGAGUACCAACCAAGUCUUUGUCUGGGGGAAAAAUGUACUACCACCCAUGCGAUCCGAUCAAAGACAAGGAAAACUUGCGUCCGAUUCACGGGCGCCCACUCCAGUCAAAGGACUCCCUCCCAAUCUACAAGUCAUUCAGAUUGCUUGUGGUUCACACCACACGGCCAUGUUGAUGGAAGAUGGAAGUGUCUAUGCCGUCGGCAUCUGCACGGAUGAUGCCACUCAAAUCCUCUUUGAACCCGUCUGUGUGGUCCCCUCUGGCAUUAUUGACAUGCCCUGUCGACAAUUCGAGGCACACUUCGAUCGGACCACUAUUGUUGGAAGGGAUGGACGACAGGUCUUGCAAUUCCACCUCUGGGCCGAUCCAGAAUUGAGAGAAUAUGGCGUCUUUACACCCUUUUGGGCCGAUUCACUUUUGCUGGACAACGAGCAUGCACGGAUAAAAUCAAUUCACAGGGGGUGGCUGCAUACGAUUGUCGUCACGGAGCACGAUGAUCUCCUAGAGGCAGGCAAAGAUCCAAGAACACCGAUUGGGGACGGCAGGCCCGGAAAUCAAAUCGCAGGAUGA
This is a messenger RNA of Seminavis robusta, 1506 nucleotides long. Lineage: Eukaryota; Bacillariophyta; Bacillariophyceae; Naviculales; Naviculaceae. The record is from the annotation of a GenBank genome assembly.